This is a messenger RNA of Penicillium angulare, 636 nucleotides long. Its product is annotated as CFEM domain-containing protein. The record is from RefSeq and is a predicted model, not a curated record. The transcript has 3 exons. NCBI's taxonomy places the organism in Eukaryota, Fungi, Ascomycota, Eurotiomycetes, Eurotiales, Aspergillaceae. The coding region runs from base 1 to 636 and encodes 211 amino acids.
AUGCAGUUCUCCCACGCUCUGAUUGCUCUUGUGGCUGCAAGCCUCGCCAACGCUCAGCUUCCUGACGUGCCCUCGUGCUCGCUCAACUGUUUCGUGUCCGCUCUGACUUCCGACGGAUGCUCCACCUUGACCGACUUCGCUUGCCACUGCCAGAAGACCUCUCUGGUCAGCGACAUCACCCCUUGCGUCAAGAAGGCCUGUACCGACAUUGCGGACCAAGUUUCCGUUUCCAACGCUGUCGUCUCUCAGUGCUCCUCGGCUGGCCACCCCAUCUCGGUCCCCCCAGUUGAGACCACCAGCGCCGCCGAGACUACUAGCACCUCUGCCGCCGAGACCACUGCUACCUCCACCUCUGCCGCCGAGACCGGAAGCAGCAGCAGCAGCAGCAGUGCCGCCGAGACCUCCGCCGCCUCCACUGGUGCUCCCGCUCCCACCGGCUCCACCACCCCUACCGGUGGCUCUGGUGGCGCUACCCCCAGCUCCAAGCCUCCUGGCUCUUCCACCCCACUGACUGGCGGCUCCAAGACCAGCAGUGGCUCUACUGCUGCCACUUCUGCCUUCAACGCUGCAUCCAACGUUAAGGGUAACAUGGCUGGUGUUGCUGCCAUCGCUGCUGCCGCCGCUUACAUUCUGUAA